Molecule: messenger RNA, 8111 nt
Organism: Leptomonas pyrrhocoris
Lineage: Eukaryota; Euglenozoa; Kinetoplastea; Trypanosomatida; Trypanosomatidae
Exons: 1
Coding region: 153-8111 (2652 amino acids)
Source: RefSeq, a predicted model, not a curated record
AGAUCUUGCUGUUGAGUUGAAACGUGAGGCACCUCUUCACAUCUAAAGAGGGAAGAAGAAAAACUUGCCGCCUGCACGGUGGUGUGACUGCUUGACGUGUCCAUUGUUACUACAACUAUUAUUGCACAGUCUCUUUCUUCUUCGCUUUCAUCAUGGGGAGCAGCAGCAACCAUGUAAAGCGGCUCCUCGCCACCGCGCGCAUGCACCACCGACCGGAGCUGCUGCAGGAUGUCAUGGAGGAGCUACUGGCGACCGAAAGCAAUACGGGAACGACGUCGACGGAGCUGCGUGUCCUCUGCUCCGAAGUCGCGGUGGAGCUGCAGCAGUGGCAAAUCGCAUCCCAGCUGCUGCGAGGCGUGGGGACAUCGCAUGAGUCACGCCUGCUGCGUAUGCGCAAGGUGUUCUGCGACGUGCUCGUCUCCCUGCACGAGGUGGAAACGCAGCCGACGCUGUCAGAGGACGAAAAAGUGCAACAGAAACUGUUAGGCACUGCCACGGCACUGCGAGCCUUGGCGGACAGUGUGGAGAUGUGGCCGGACAGCCUCGACGCCGUGCUGAUUGGUAUUCGCACGUUGUGGACCAUCAUUCGCCCCCUCCUCGAUGCCGGUCGUCAGGCGGAGGUCUGUGACGCCGUGGCCUUUCUCGCCUCCCUCCAUCAGCAACUGCACAUCGGCGGUGGCUACACGCUGGUGCAGUGGAUGGCGCGCAGUGCCCUCUGCCUCUACGCGGCCGACCGCUAUGCAGAGGCGUUUGCGCACUUCACCACGGCGAUGGAGGCGGCCGCUUUCUUGUCCAAUCAACGGCUCUAUGUGCAGCUGCUGCGCAUGGCCGCCGGUGUCAUCAGCGCCAGGGAAAAGGCCGCGGCACCGGUAAAGGGCCGGACCGAGUUUCUCGGAACGUAUCGCUCCCGCCCGGUAAUCUACGCCGUGCUGCUCACUCAGCUCGUCCUUACAGGGCACGUCGAGGUGGACACCUGCCGGGAGGAGCUCCACAGCACCUACGAAACGGUUCACAACGGCUCCGCUGAGGUGGUACUGCCUGCGGAAGCCGCCGGUGCGACGACAGGGAAAGGCAGAAAGAAGAUACCCGCCGCCAAGCAGCAGGCCGCGACGACUCGUGUGACGGAGGCCUUUACCAUCACCGAUCCCGACGUCAUCGAGGAGGUGAAGAGCGAUCUGCUGCUCUGCAUCGCGCUGCACGACACCCUCACAAUGGCGCAGCAGGAGGAGCUUGAGCGACGGCGCAACAGCCCCAACCGGCGCGUGCGCAGCUUCACCGCGUUCGCCCUCAUCGUGCAAGACGCGCGCCUCCGCGGACUAGCGCAGCUGAACACGUGCGCGGAUGCCUCCGUGCUGGUGGCGGCCCACCGCUGCGAUGUCAACGCGAUCAUACAGAAGCUCCUCUCUGUGCUGAAAGCCACGAACGCGAUCCACGACGAGAGUGAGCGCCAGUACACGCUGCACAUGGGUGUGUCCCUCUUGUGGAACUACAUUCUCCCCUUCUUGCAGCCGACGUUCACUGGCGACGUGCAGGCAUCGCUGGAGGUCAUUUUGGAAGUGAGCCAGGGCGCCGCCCCGCCUCUCCGGCAGCUGUUUCUGCAGGCGGGGUUGCAGCAGUGUCACAUCGCGUAUAACGAGGACCACCGCCCUACCCUGCAUCACCUUCUGCCUCUGCUGAAGCAGGAGUGCGCCCGCAGCGGGGCUCGCAAGGACAACCCGCAUCUUGAGUUUCCCCUUCAGUGGAUGCAGUACCAGCUCAGCGUCCUCGAGGAGCCGGAGAGCAGUCUCACCAACGAGCAGGACCGAUGCCUGUUUGCGAUUGAGCAGGCCCGCACCGUGUCCAACCCGUGCAAGCGCAUUCCACUGCUGAAGGCGGCCUUUCAACACCUGCCACCUCUCCUGCGUGCGGAGCCGCGGCCCGACCCCGCAGCGCCGGACGUCUCACCCAAGCGUCAGGGACAGGCGCAACCGCAGCGACAGCAAAAUUCAACAGCACUCCUCGCGAGUGCGUCAAUGCCCGUGCAGCGCCGGUCCACCGUGCAGCUCUACAAGGAACUGUUGGACCUCUGCAUGGAGGAGGUGAGUCCAUCGCUCUACACCGUGGCCAGCGUCAUGGCAGACGCGCUGCGCACCCUGCCUCGUCCCCCUGCCGGACCGACAGUUGACGACUUGGAGGAGAUCCAGGCAGUGGCCAGCCUGCAUUGCGCUACGCUGCAGUGCAAACAGCUGGAGGACGAGGCGGCCACCGCAGCCGCCGACACGUCCACUGCUUUUCCUGAAUGCAGCAGCGCCCAAAGGCUACUUGCCGGGCUGCUGAAAGAGGCAGCGCAGCGCGGAGCUUCUCUUGAGGCGCGGAGCACAGGCAGCGGUGGCUGGAUCGUGGCGAACGCGUGCAUCACCUUUCUCAACAUGAAGCAACGUGCGUACAAUGCUGGCGACUACAGCACCAACAUGGCUGAGUUGCUCGAGCUACACAGCACGUACACAGCUCUCUUUGCGAAGGGUCGCGUGCAAGACGUCUCUCUUCUGUCCGACCUCACCGUUGCAGCCGUGGUCGGCCUUCUUGCGGGGUUUGUGGCGGCGAAAGCUGCGGCGGCCAAUCCCGCAAGUCCUACCCACGCUGCGCCCAGCAACACCGUGCCCGAUGCCACCUACACGGGGCUCAUACGACGCAUUCAAUGCUGCACGUCGGUGGAAUCCUCCAACUCGCAGCUUCGCAAGGCGGAGGCGCUCUGUCGAGAGGCCCAGCAGCUCAUACAAAACCCGAAGCACAAGUGGUUCAUCGCGAUGCUCUACCCGAACGUGUUGCGCCUCUUCAACGAGAAACCGGUGGUGUUCCUCCACCCUCAGGAGCAGCUUCUCAUCUAUCUUGGCAUGCUUUCAGGUCCAUCGCUGACGUUGCCAGAGCGGCAGUCGCUGCUAGAGCAGGAGAUGCGGCCGCUUCUGCGCAGAGACCCCAGCGUGCGGUUGUGUGCGUGGGUGGCCGCCGUUGCCGCCGAGAUGCAUGUGGAAGACGCCGUGAUGGAGUGCUACCAACUCGCGGAUGCCCUCUACGCCAGUGGCCGGCUUGGCUGGGACUCGUCGUGCGAUGUGCAGCGGUCAAACACGUCGACGGCGGCGGGUGGCGGUGUUGGUGGGGGUGGUGGGAAACCGUUAGAGAGCAGCAUUAUCAGCAAUGGCGGUGGUGGGGGUGGUGUUGCCCUUGGUGGCAUCCUGAACGGCGCCAGCACCGGGAACAGGAAAGGGUCGCUGAGCCUUGUGCUGGUGCAGCAAGAGCCUUCAAAUCCAGUCAAGCCAGACGCCGAUGAUUGGGGCGCGUAUGCGCAGCUGCUCGCCAUGAAAACACAGGUGUGUGCGAGCCACCUCCAGGGCCUCAGUGGCAACGUACGCCGUGUUGCCUUGCAGCAACUCCUGACAAACUGCGUGAACUCCGUCAUCGCGACGAUUCACGGGCCGGCGUCAUCGAAGAGGACUCAAUUCACGCGCGCCUUCACCUCUUACUACACCAUUUUGCGUGACAACAACGGCAUGUUCCCGCUGGCGGGCGCAGCGUUCAUUCUGCCCAGCCUGCGCAUGCUACUCUCGAAGGCGAUACUGAUGCAGUUCCCCAAGCGUGAAUGGAACACCACCUUUACCGAGUUGGUGUACCAGCUCGGCGCCAUCCUUGUGUACGUCUCCUACAGCAGUGGAUGCGACGAUAACGUCCUGCAGCUCAGUAAUCAUCUGCGCCUCCUACGAGAACUGCUUCCCCCGCGGUACCAGAAGUCCCUGAAGGUGCGCGAGACCACGGAAGUGUGCUACAAGGACCCGAGCGUAAACGGCUUCCUGCACGUGAGCCGCAACAUGGAAGUGGAGCUGCAAACACACGGCUGGCUCAUUGUCGCCCAGCGGGCUGAGGAGGAGGGCAGCGCGAUGGAGGCGUUUGCGCUAGCGCUGUCCGGCACGCAAGCAAACCCGUUCGCCCGCGCGCAAUGCACGUUUGAGUUCGCCUUCAACUCCCUUGAGCAGGGCAAGGCGCCGCUCUCACGCGCGACGGACCAAUUGCGCGAAGCACUGCGCAUCCUGGAAGGCCUGCCAGACAGCAUACCCCUCCUGCACGAUGGCACGGCGGGUCAGGUGAGCCUAGAGGCCACGCUGAUCGAUAAGUCCCUCACCGCGUCCUUCUUGAAGACGUCUCGGAGGCGAUCGCAGGAAGAGGUCAGCAAGGCGGCGACUCUCAGCGGGAAAGCAAAGCCGGCGGCGACGCGGGCGUCAACGAGGAAGUCCGCCAACGCGGUCAACGCACCGACUGUGAACUUCCAGCACGUGUUUUUGGGGCUGCGCAUCGUGUCUCUUCUCUUCCGCGUCGCCUCCCCCAUCGCCCCUUUCGCCACCGGAGCAGGCGCCGCCGCGGUGAGGGCCAACAAGAGCGCGUCGAUGGCGUCACGCCGUGACUGCGCAAACGUCAUGCUCGACUACAUUUCGUGCUUGUGGGAACUGUGCGGGAAGGUGCUGCGGGAGGAGAAGGAGGCGGUCGCGGCGGCUGCCACGCCGUCCAGCGAAAACGACGGCGGCGACGGCAGCGACUUUUGUCUGCCCGACAGUGCCGCGGAGUAUUACGGUUUUGUCGUGGCCGCCGGCGUAGCGCAGCAAGUGCGUCGGUUAGUGCCGGGGGAAGAGGUACAGCUCAACACCGAGGGGAUGUGGCAGCCUCUGCUGGAGCUUGGCGACUACCUCAUCAGCGCUGGCGACGAGGCGCACGCCUUCCUUGUGUACUCGUGGUUGCGUUUUGCCGCCGCGAUGGCGCUCGGCGAGCCGGAGGGCAACGCGCAGUGCGCACUCGUGCAUCGGGUGUGCAACCUGAAGAUGUGCCUUGCAGCCACCGCGAGCGGACUCAGCGACGAGCCCUACGUGGCAGCGCUGCGGCACCUCGACGAGGCGCACCUGCCGUUGGACGAGUAUGCACUGGUGUCGUCGCCACAACCGAAUGCGACGUCGUCGCUUUCUGUGCAGCCGUGGCUUGCGAUGUUUGUUUUGGCCGAGUGCGAGAUGCGCAUGGUGUUUGGGCAGACGGACGAAGCGGCCGCGAUGGCGUCUAAGUUUCUCGUUGCGGCCCGCAAGAGCGCGGGCAAGUCGUUCACCGACGUGGAGCUCAACGGUCUGCGCAUCCUCGCUCUGUAUGAUGUGGUGCGCGCCCGCCACGAUGAGGCGCUGCGCGUGACAAACGAAUGCUUGCAGAGCAUGCGCAGUCACCGCGACGCCUUCGCGCCGUCUAGCAGCUUCUCUGUGGGCACGUGGAUACGUCUGUGCGGUGUGAAGCUGCGUGCGCUUCUCUCGAUGAAGGCCGUCGACCAGGCAUUCCAGUGGAUGGUCGCGAUUCGCGAGCAGCUGCUAGAGUGGCGCGCUGCGGCGACGGCAGCGGCUGAGUCGUCGGCAACGCUGCGUGCGCUCAGCCUACGUGUUGAACUGUGCGAUGCGAUCCAAUACUGGGGAAAGGAGCUGCUGUGGACUGCUGAGAGUACGGUUCCUUCCUCCACCGCGCUGCCACUCUUUACCACCUUUGAGGGUCCACUUCACGACGCCGCGGUGAGGAUGUUCGGAGAGGUGGAGUUGUUGAUGGAGCACGGGGAGACGGUCUUCUGCCAGCUGUACAGCGCAGCGGCACGAUGGCGGCUGCGCGACCGCGUUACCCCAAGUUGGGUGGCGCAACACGCGAGCUCCGCAGAGGAGCACCUCUGUCCUCGCUUGACGACUCUGUUAGCAGAAAUGAAGGCGCUUCGGCAGCUCUCUGAAAGUCUGCGUGGUGUGGGCGAUUCAGCUGCCGACCAACGGACAACCGACGACGACGACAACGGCACGAGAGCCGCUACAGCAGCAACAGCAGCCACGGACAUCAAAUCAGCCACCAGCCUUUCAUUGUGGAAAGCGUUCCUGCUGUACUGGAGCGCGGUAGAUCGCCUCGAAGCCAACCGCAUCGUGGAGUGUCUGCUCGGCAACUUCCGACGUCUCUCGAUGACCGACUUGCAGCUGCCCACCUCCGACGCACCGCCCCACCUCGAAAAGGAGGUGCUGAAGUUUAUGCGCGGCGUGGCGGACGACGCUGCGGCGACGACGUCGCGCCUUGUCUCCGGCAAUGUCGGCGCACGCUGGCAGCAGACGCCGACAUCAGCCAUGACGGAGGUGGAACAGGCGCUGCAGCACUACGGGCUCGCGGUGCAGGAAGGGAAGGACAUCAUGGACCUCUCCUCCGUGCAGCCUUCCUUGCAGACGUCGCUGGUGCUGGCACGCGCCUGGUCCGCCUCACGUCUUGCCAAAGUAAUUCUGAUUACCUUUGCAGAGAUCGAGGUGCAGCGGCUGACGGAGAACCAAAUCGCGGCAGCGGACGACAUGCUGGGCGAGAAGCUCGUCCUGCAGAGGGAGGCGGUGCUGACAGCGGCGUGGAACCGCGCCCCUUUAGUUCCACCCAAGACAGACAAGGCAGGCGGUCGUGCCCGGAAGAGCGUGUCAGCCGGGAAGCCGCGAAUCUCAAAUGAGGCGUCGUUGAUGUUUGUCGCACCGAUCCUCUCGGCGGAGGAGAUGGAGUUGCUGCAGCGUGUGAAGGAAGGCGCCGAGGAAGCAGUACAGUACAUGCAUCUGGACAUCGCCGAGCAGCUCUACGAUCAUCUGAGCAACUUGGCGGCGCUGCUAGGCCGUCCGCGUCUUGCCGCUGCGGCGGCGGAGCAGUUACAGACCUGUCAACUCAUUGGCUUCCUGUGUGCGAAGAGCACGCAGGAGAUGACGGACUCAGUGGAAGGCCGACUCUGGCGGCAGCUCCACACCGUGCACCCUUUGCUGUGUCACGCCACUUUGUGUAAAGCGCUGUUGGACGAGGUGCUCGCCGUGUCACCGAUGAGCAAGUACAUUCGCAACUGCGCGUUGUUGUGUGUGGAAGAGACAAAGGAGGAGGAAGUCGUGCCAACGAACUCGCACGCGCGUGAUGCAGCGGCGCUGACGGUCUCGCCGUUUGCCAUCGACGCGCCAGUGCUGACCAUCACGUACAGCAGCGGUCACAGCGACUUCUGCCUCGUCCUGCUGCGCCACCCCGACGGCGGCGUCGAAGGCCGUCGCAAGAGCGUCGCGGCGGAGGAGUGGCACCCGCUCGUGCAGCAGUUCGAGCGCAUGCAAAGCGAAACACCAGACCUCUCGGAUGAGCCCAGGAGUGGCAAACCUGGCAAGGCGGCGCAGCGCGUCAUCUCCGAGGACGUGGUCGACUUGACGGACCACCUUGCUCCGGUCACGAUGAAGCUGCUGAUGGAGUUCCAACCUUCGCUCCAAUCCUUCGGUGCGAAGUCUCCUCUGUACCUUUGCGUCGCUCCAGGCAUGCAGCCAAUCGCGUGGGAGCAGACGAGCCUGCUGUCCACCUGCGCCCUCGUGGUGCGCGAACUCGGCGCGGCGGUGGUGGUGAGCAAGUACAACGAACCAACACACAACACACGGCAGCCCCCCGCGCACGGCUCGAAGACUAACGGGUCGGGCCCAUCCAAAGGAGCGUCAACCAGCGUGUCCGUCUGCAUCGCCGACGUCUUUGGCGACCACAUUGAGUCUACCGAAAACGUGCUGAGCGCGGAGUCUCUCAAAUCGAAGAACACGCAGCACACCCUGAUCACCUGCAGUGCGCCUGGCUCGCCUCCCGAUCCCGCCUACAUAACGUGGGUGUUAAACGCCUCUGCGCCGAGUUCCGUCGUUGUGGAUAUGUGUGGAAGCUUCACAGAUGCGCUGCCGCUACCCUACCUCGCGGUGCUGCGGCUGUCGCAGGUGAACGUCGCCGUGUUGGCCGAUGGCGCCGUCAACGCCAAGUCCCGGCAGCGUGAGGAGCGGCAGCAGCUGGACUGCUGUGGCGUCGGUUUCGUUCCACCCAGGUGGGUGGUGCAGCUGCUCUUGUUGUUGCGCGGUGCACGGCUGGUGGUGGCGAACGCGUUCCCGUGCAGUCCCGAGUCCGCUGACGGACUCACCCGUCGGUUUCUCUCUUCCCUGUCCUCCAUCAAGACUCUGGUGGAGCAGCUGAGGGGUAAGGGCAGAGACGCGAAGACGCCCCCUGUCACGCUCUACGGUGCAUUUGGAAGCAGCAGCAUUAGCAGCAAGCAGAAGUCGUAG